AAAAAAAAAAAUAAUAAAAACAAAAAUACUAGUUUAUAUAAAUAAUAAAACAAACAAAUAAAUAAACAAAUAAAUAAAUAAUAUGCAUAUUAAUUACUAUAGAAAAACUUCAAUUAAUAAUAGUGAGGAUAAUAAUGGUAAUAAUAAUCAUGUCCCCAGAAAGCUAUUAGCAAAGAAAGUAAUUCGUGAAUGCAGUGUUUGUCAAGUUACAUCAGAGGAAAGAAUUGCCGAAUGGUGCAUUGGUCCAGGAGGAUGUGAUUUAUGUGGUGUUUGCGGGUUAAGAUAUAGAAAAGUGUUGUCAAUAGAAGAACCAUUCAAGGAAGAUCCCAAUUAUAUUAACACUCAGUCUCCAAUGAUGUUCAUUAAAAUCAUCUUUAUCAUCACCUAUAAAAUGCCCAUCUCAAAAUUUAAACAAAUAUUCAUCACACUCCAUGAAGCCUUGAAUAAAACAACUGGCCACAAUGACUUUUUCUUGAAAUUAGAUGACAACAAUUUUCUUAAAGUAAAAGAUAAUUUAUUUGAAUUUUUACAUUUAAAACACUAUGAAUAAACAUAAACAAUAACAACAACAGCAACAAAAUAAACAAUAUUUUAUAUUAAAAGCUACAAUUGUAACAAAAGCAGUAAUAAUAAAUAAAUAAAUAAAUUUUAUAUAUU
This is a messenger RNA of Dictyostelium purpureum, 657 nucleotides long. RefSeq lists its product as uncharacterized. The record is from RefSeq and is a predicted model, not a curated record. The transcript has a single exon. The coding region runs from base 83 to 550 and encodes 155 amino acids. NCBI's taxonomy places the organism in Eukaryota, Evosea, Eumycetozoa, Dictyosteliales, Dictyosteliaceae.